Spinacia oleracea (spinach) is the source of this 2364-nucleotide messenger RNA. RefSeq lists its product as uncharacterized. Bases 1 to 2364 code for a protein of 787 amino acids. The transcript is spliced from 4 exons. Lineage: Eukaryota; Viridiplantae; Streptophyta; Magnoliopsida; Caryophyllales; Amaranthaceae. The record is from RefSeq and is a predicted model, not a curated record.
AUGUUUCCUGAUGUAGAGGCUAAUUUCUUACCAGAAGGCAUGUUUGAUCAUAGCCCUAUGAUUCUCAAGGGAUAUAGAAGAACCAAUUCCAAGAAACCCUUCAGCAAUGUAGAAGCUGAAGAUGUGAAAACUUAUGCAGUCAUAUUACAAAAACAAGCUAUUCUUCACCAACUCCCUGGUGAUUCCAUAGCUGCAACUAAAGAGGAACAAGCUGCAGAAGAGUAUAGGAUUGCACAUCAAGUGUACCUCUCUUUUUUGCAGCAGACUGCUAAACUUCAAUGGCUGGAAAAGGGAGAUGAAAACACCAAAUUGUUUCAUCAAAGUAUCAAGCACAAGAGACAACAGAACUCAAUUCAUUCAAUCCAUGAUACGAAUGGGAACUGGACAGAUACCCCUGAUGGAGUUAAAAGGGCUUUUACCCAAUUCUAUUCAGCUUUGUUUUGCAACAAGAUGCAUCAGAGAACUCAUGUGAACUCUUUGAUUAUGGAUAGGGGGCCAAGGCUAACUGAUGCUCAUAGAAGCAUGUUGGUGUGUAAUUUCACCCUAGAAGAGAUCAAAAGUGCUUUAUGGUCAAUUCCUGAUCACAAAGCACCUGGUAUGGAUGGCUACAACAGCCAUUUCUUCAAAUCUGCUUGGCACAUCAUUAAGAAUGAUCUGCAUAAUGCUAUCAAUGAUUUCUCCACUACUUGCAAAAUCCUCAAGGAAAUCAAUGUAACUUCUAUCACUUUGAUCCCAAAGAUUUCUGUUCCUGCUUCAGUGAGUGAUUUUAGACCCAUUGCUUGUUGCAAUGUUAUUUAUAAGUGCAUCACUAAACUCAUCUGCAGCAGGCUUAGCAAGGUCCUCCCUGCAAUUGUCUCUCCUAAUCAAGGAGCCUUUGUUACUGGAAGAUCCAUUCUCCACAAUGUCCUCAUUUGCCAAGAUUUGAUCAAAAUGUACAAUCACUCUCAAACAAGUCCCUGCUGCUUGAUGAAAGUAGACAUCAGAAAAGCUUAUGACACAGUUGAAUGGGGCUUUAUUGAAGAAGUUAUGUUGGAGUUAGGGUUUCCCCCCUUUUUUGUUCAGCUCAUCAUGACUUGUUUGUCAACCACAAGGUCCAUGAAAGCAGUGGGUAAAUGUCCUCAGUUCAGAUUUCACACUAGAUGCAGAACACUUCAGUUAAAUCAUCUGUGCUUUGCUGAUGAUUUACUAAUGUUCUGUAAGGGUGAGCUUCACUCAGUUGCCUUGCUGCUUGAGGGGUUCAAAGUAUUCUCAGAUACCACUGGUCUGCAGGCAAACCCUAGUAAAUCCUCAGUUUAUUGUUGUGGAAUUGAGGAGCACACCAAGCUGAACAUUGGCACAAUCAGUGGAUUCACUUUUGGUACUCUUCCUUUUAGGUACCUUGGUGUUCCAAUUAGCACCAGGAAUCUCCAAGCUGGUGAAUGUGAUCUAGUGGUGGACAAAAUGGUGUCCAGAAUAAAAAUCUGGAGCUCUAGACAUUUAUCCUUUGCAGGAAGAACCCAGUUAGUCAAUUCAGUUCUAAUGAGCAUCAGUGUAUACUGGGGGAAAAUUUUUCUCCUCCCUAAGUCAGUAAUUAAAAAGAUCAAUGCAGUCUGCAGAGCUUAUCUGUGGUUUGGCACUUAUGAUGAUAGCAGGCCUGGUCCCGUCUCUUGGAACAAUCUAUAUGGUUCAAAGACUCAAGGUGGGCUAGGUUUCAGGAAUCUGGCUUGGUGGAACCAAGCUGCAGUUGGAAAGCUGCAAAAAGAUUGGCUGGUGUAUAGACCCUCUGUGGCUGCAAGUUGGGCUAUAAAGUACAUUUGCAAAGUAAAGCAAGACUGCUCAAAUAGACUUCAUUCCACUAGGUGGUUAACUGAUCAGAAGUAUUCUAUUGGGGUCAUUUAUCAACAACUGUGUGAUAUGGCUCCAAAGGUCAAUUGGCAUUCUUAUGUGUGGAAUAGAUUUACCCUCCCUAAGCACAUAAUAACUCUAUGGCUAGCCCUUCAAGACAGACUCAAGACCAGGGAUAGACUUCAUACCUAUGGUGUCAUCAAUGAUGAUCAAUGUGCUCUAUGUGGCUUAAGUACAGAAACUUGUACACAUUUGUUUUUCUCCUGUCACUACAGUAAAGAGUGUUGUUCUUUGGUUUUGCAAUGGUUGGGGUUUCACAACUCUAGAUCUCAUCUGUCUGUUUUGCUGAAAUGGCUCCACAAGUACUGUAAGAAUCCAUUCAAAAGGAGAGUUGCUUAUGCUGCAGUGGCCAGCAUUGUGUAUCAGAUAUGGAGAGCAAGAAAUCUGGCUAUUUGGGAACAAACAAUUCCUUCUAUUGCCAACACUGUGAAAUGCAUUCAGUAUACUGUUAAGCACAGGAUCUUAAGUAUCCUUAGUUAG